This is a messenger RNA of Volvox carteri f. nagariensis, 357 nucleotides long. RefSeq lists its product as uncharacterized. The coding region runs from base 1 to 357 and encodes 118 amino acids. The transcript is spliced from 2 exons. Lineage: Eukaryota; Viridiplantae; Chlorophyta; Chlorophyceae; Chlamydomonadales; Volvocaceae. The record is from RefSeq and is a predicted model, not a curated record.
AUGGACAAGUACAAGUCGGCAGGCGGCCACGUGUCCUACCUCAACAAUCUGGCUGACAAGACGAUUGGCUGCUAUCUGGUGGGCGGCUCCAAAGACAAGCCGAGCACACCAUCAGUGCUUGGGGCGGGCUUGGUGCUCAGUGACAUGGCAAUUGGAUCCGGUUUUACUAAUUCUUUGGUGGUGCAGGCAUCGGUUUCCAUUGAGGACACCAUUGAGAUCCUGAUCAUUGGCAAGAUGAAGGGGCUGCACCACCGUGCAAAAUUUACCCUGCCUGAGCCUACCAAGACACUCGCCAUCAAGGACUACCCCUUGACCAUGUUUGAUAAAGUACACUCUGGGAAAGGUUUUCACCCGUAA